AUGAGAGCCAUUUUAGUAAGCUGGUUACUUGAAGGUCAUGAAAAGUUCCAAUGUUAUCCAGAGACAUUAUAUCUAGCCAUAAACUUGAUGGAUAGAUUUCUUUCAAAAAAUAAAGUAACAUUAAGUAAAUUACAAUUAUUGGCAGUGACCUCACUUUUCAUUGCCUCUAAAUUUGAAGAGGUAAAUCUACCAAAGUUAUCCGAUUAUGCAUAUAUUACAGAUGGUGCAGCAUCUGCCCAAGAUAUUAAAAGUGCCGAAAUGUACAUGCUGACAUCUUUGCAAUUCAACAUCGGUUGGCCAAAUCCAAUGAACUUUCUACGAAGAAUUUCAAAAGCAGAUAAUUAUGACUUCGAAACUAGGAAUAUUGCAAAGAUUUUAUUAGAAUAUGCCAUUUGUUGCCAUAGAUUUGUAAAUGUCAAACCUUCGGUAUUAAGCGCUAUAGCAAUGUUUAUAGCAAGAAGAAUAACAAAAAAAUCUAUCAUCUGGGAUGAAACUUUUACACAUUAUAGUGGAGGCAUCGAUGCACUAAAUGACCCACAAUUCAAGAGAUACUGUAAAGAUUUAAUUCAAGAAGUAUCAUCUCCAUCUACUAAAUUAGAUUCAUUAAUGAUUAAAUUCAGAGAACAAAGAUACAGAGCUCUGUUCUCAAAAGUACUUCAUUGGUGCCGUGAACAAAACGAAAAUGGCUUUAACAAAUUAUUUACAAAUUAA
Vanderwaltozyma polyspora DSM 70294 is the source of this 711-nucleotide messenger RNA. RefSeq lists its product as uncharacterized. Gene Ontology annotation, biological process: regulation of cyclin-dependent protein serine/threonine kinase activity; G2/M transition of mitotic cell cycle. NCBI's taxonomy places the organism in Eukaryota, Fungi, Ascomycota, Saccharomycetes, Saccharomycetales, Saccharomycetaceae. The transcript has a single exon. Gene Ontology annotation, cellular component: cytoplasm; centrosome; nucleus. The record is from RefSeq and is a predicted model, not a curated record. Bases 1 to 711 code for a protein of 236 amino acids. Gene Ontology annotation, molecular function: cyclin-dependent protein serine/threonine kinase regulator activity.